CAUGAUUUAGGUUUAGGUCUGUGUUUAGGUUACCAACCUGCCAAUUCAUUUCCAAACUUUAAGUUUUAUUGUAUUUUGGUUAAAAAAUAAUGUUAAUGCAAUAAAAUUAUUUCAACUGCAUUAAAACGAUGUCAAUUGUCUUAACAAAGGCAGCGCUCGCUUUGAGAAACGCAGAGAACAAUUUUAAAGUGGUUAAAUUUGAAGCGCACAAACCUAAGAAGAAGCAUGUAGAGGAAGAUAGCAAAGUUGAUUCAAAACAAACAUUACCUUCAAAGCGUGAUUUGGAUUUAAAGCAAAUUCGCCACGAGAUUGUAAAGUUUGGGAUGUCUGGUUUCGAUACAACAAAAAAAGAGCAGGCCAAAAUAGCAUUGGCAGUAAGUCUAGGUGCUAAACCACCAAAGCGAGAAUAUGUUAAUUACAAAGAACUUAUGGAAAGAAAGAAACUGGAAAAACAGACAAAGGAUGAUGAGAGGAAAAUGAUGAUAUCCAAAAGUAUAUUGAGUACAGGCACCAAGAAGAAAAAGAAAAGCGCAAAUAAUGAUGUUGGGCAUUUUUUGAGUAGUUAUGGAAAGGUUCAGAAAAAAGAUCUGAAAAAGGAUGAUAGUAAAUUUAAAGGAAAGAAGAAAAAGAAACAAAAAAUUAUUUAA
Molecule: messenger RNA, 647 nt
Organism: Pararge aegeria (speckled wood butterfly)
Lineage: Eukaryota; Metazoa; Arthropoda; Insecta; Lepidoptera; Nymphalidae
Exons: 3
Coding region: 129-647 (172 amino acids)
Source: RefSeq, a predicted model, not a curated record